This is a messenger RNA of Aureobasidium subglaciale EXF-2481, 594 nucleotides long. RefSeq lists its product as uncharacterized. The transcript is spliced from 3 exons. Bases 85 to 441 code for a protein of 118 amino acids. Lineage: Eukaryota; Fungi; Ascomycota; Dothideomycetes; Dothideales; Saccotheciaceae. The record is from RefSeq and is a predicted model, not a curated record.
AUACUUCAGAAAUCCUCACGAGGAUCACGAUAUACGGUAUUGCUAUUUGAAGGAUCUACUUUUUCCAUUUUUAUUUUAUUUUGGAUGUCUGGUGUACAUUUGGAAAUCGAUACCCCUUUGCUAGCUAGCUUUUGUCUCAUAGUAUUUAGUUCUAUCUUCCUUCCUACUUCAGAUGCUCUCCUCUCUCUUUCCUCUGUGCCUUGGAUAGCACCAAGACGCUGGAAAUUUUCGCCUGGUGCCUUGCUUCUAUACCACAUGUUCAGAAGUGGAAGCCUAGAUCUUUUCCGACCCACUUACCGAACAGUCUGUAAUCAUCCUUCCCAAUCUAGUAUGUAUGCCAAUAAGCCAGAGCCAUCCCCAACUUGCAUACUUCAAUAUCAUACUCAAUCACUUCCUAUAACCCCCUGUCUGUCCCUACCUCUUCCAAGGAUCCUACAGUGACCCUACCAUCCAUGCCAACCCCUAGAUUAACACUCCAAACCCAAACUCUCAUGGGGAAAGCCAAGGCGUAGGAAUUGUAGAUCCAGUAGUCGAAUAUACCGAGUAGCCAGAGUAGGAUUAUUGGGAGGGUUAGAGGGUUACUGGCGAGUUUUU